Messenger RNA from Oryctolagus cuniculus (rabbit), 5260 nucleotides. Lineage: Eukaryota; Metazoa; Chordata; Mammalia; Lagomorpha; Leporidae. The record is from RefSeq and is a predicted model, not a curated record.
GUAAAAAAAUCUUUUCGUUGAGCACAGAAAGCUUGACUUGACAGCUGCCGUCUUCCUUCCAUUUUCCUGUAAUACUCCAUUGUUCGGGUCUCCACGUUACACUGUCUCAAUCUAAUGUCGUUUCUUUGAGGUGUAAACUGUAUUUCUUUCUGGGAGUUUGAGGUGGUUCUUGUUCAGUUCUGGGUGUGUUUACUUCCUCUUGCAUUCCCAAGUGUCACUGCAAUUUGUCAGUUGAGGAGAGUCCCAGGAGGCUUCAAAAAGUUCAUGAAAAACUAGAAUUAAGAGAAAAUGCACAUUUCCCAUGAACACUCUUGAAGCCCCUUCAUAUUAAUUUUAUUUAUUGUUCUGGUUUAUUAUGUUGAGAAUUUUCUAUGUGUGAACUCAUGCCUUUUAUCAGUUGUAGGAAAGCCUUAUAGUUCUCUCUCUCUUUAAAGAUUUAUUUAUUUGUAAAGCAGAGUUAGAGAGGAGAGAGAGAGGAAGGGCAACAGAGAUCUUCCAUCCAAAUGGCUGCAGCAGUCAGAGCUGGGCUGAUCGGAGCCAGGAGCCAGGAGCUUGUUCUGGGCCUCCCAUGUGGGUGCAGGGCCCGAGUGCUUGCUUGGGGCAUCCUGCGCUGCCUUCUCAGGUACAUUAGCAGGGAUCUGGAUUGGAAGUGGAGCAGCUGGGAUCCAAACUGGUACCCAUUAUGGGAUGCCGGUGCCACAGGGCCACCCCCAGCAGUUCUCUCUCUCUCUCUCUCUUUUUUUUAAAGGUUUAUUUAUUUAUUUGGAGGAGUUACACACAGAGAGAAGGAGAGGCAGAGAGAGAGAGAGAGGUGUCUUCUGUCCACUGGUUCAUUCCCCAGUUGGCUGCAAAAGUCAAAGCUGUGCCUAUCUGGAGCCAGGAGCUUCUUCUAGGUUUCCCACGCGGGUGCAGGGGCCCAAGGAGUUGGGCCAGCAAUGGCCCUGGCCUUCUCUUAGCUUAUAACUGAUAGAAUUGAGGCACAGGGAUUUUUGAUAUUCCUGAGGGUAUAUAAGUGCUGUCACUUUCAGGAAUCGAACCCAGGCUCUUCAUUACAGUACCUCGUUUUUUUUCAUUCCAUAUGUGUGUGUGUGUAUAUAUGUAUAUACACACAUGCAUACACACACACACACACACACAUAUGAUUUAUUUAUUUUAUUUGAAAGAGUUACACAGAGAAGGAGAGGCAGAGAGAGAGGUCUUCCAUCUGCUGGUUCACUCCCCAGUUGGCCACAACAGCAGGAGCUGUGCCGAUCCAAAGCCAGGAGCCAGGAGCUUCCUCUGGGUCCUCCAUGUGGGUGCAGGGGUCCAAGGACUUGGGCCAUCUUCCACUGCCUUCCCAGGCCAUUGCAGAGAGCUGGAUCGGAAGUGGAGCAGCCAAGACUUGAACUAGUGCCCAUAUGGGAUGCCGGCACUGCAGGUGGCAGCCUUAGCCGCUACGCCACAGUGCUGGCCCCCUCCAUAUAUGUCUUUUUUAAAGACUAAUUGAUUUGAAAGUUACAGAGGGAGAUAUCUUACCCACUGCUUCAUUCCCCAAAUGGUCUCAAUGGCUGGAGCUGGGCCAGGCCGAAGCCAGGAGCCUGGAGCUCCAUCCAGAUCUCCCACGUGGGGCAGGGGCCCAGGGACUUGGGCCAAGUACAUUAGAGGGUGCCCAUAUGGGAUGCUGUUGUCACAGCGGUGACUUAGCCACUACGCCGCAGUGCUGGCCCCUCAUCCACGCAGUGUUACUCUGCCUCUCCUUUCUUCCCGUUCUGAAGACUGGACACCUGCGUGUCAGGAGGACUCGCUUGGCCGUGCAGGCUGUUCACUGCCUGACAGCGCCGAGCCGGCACAGUUAUGCCCUCCCGGGAGGCCGACGUUCCCCAGGAGGAACGGGAGGAAAUGACCAGAUUUCAGGAGGCGGUGACGUUCAAGGACGUGGCCGUGGUCUUCACCAGGGAGGAGCUGCGGCUGCUGGACCUCACCCAGAGGGAGCUGUACCGGGCUGUGAUGCUGGAGAACUUCCGGAACCUGGUCGCAGUGGGGCACCUUCCCUUCAAAUCAGAUAUGGUGUCCCAGUUGGAAGCAGAAGAAAGACUUUGGAGGAAGGAAGCAGAGACCCAAGGAAGGGGACGCUCUGGCAAGAAUCAAAACGAAUUGGAGACUCUUCGAAGAUUGGCCGUAACAUACCUUUUACAUGAGGAGUUAUCCUGUUGGCAGAUCUGGAAGCAGGUUGCAAGUGAAUUAACCAGGUGUCUUCAGAGGAAGAGUUUCCAGUUAAUACAAGUUGAUUCCAUGCAGGUUUCUGGAAAUGAGAAUAAUACAAUGAGUCGUAAAGGAGAGAGCCCCAGUAAUAGUGAAAACCAAGGGUGUUCAGUUUUGAGGACUCAAGAUUCUUGCCAGAAUAGUUGUUGGAAUGCAGCACAGAAUCAGAGUAGAGGUAAGCAGAGUGACAAGCCAAGUGCCCUGCGUGUGUGUGGAGACUUCAUGGAGGAAUCUUCGUGUAGUGAGCAGAUUAACACUGCCGCUCAGUGGAAACCCUGCAAAGGUAAGGAAUGUGGCAGAGUUGGCAUCAGUGAUGACACGAGUCAGCAGCUGCCCGUAGGAGAAAAACCGCACCCAUGCCGUGAGUGUGGAAAGGGGUUCGGCUACGGCUCAGUGCAUCCCCUUCGCCAGAGUGUUCACCCCGGAGAGAAGUGCUUCAGCCAGAGUUCACGUCUGGAAAUUCAUCAGAGAACUCACUCAGGAGAGAGACCAAAUGAAUGUCGGGAACCUGCUGGUUGCCUCGGGGAGAACUCUUCUCACCCUCAUCAGGCGCAUCGUACAGGAGAGAGGUGCUACCGCUGUGACAGCUGUGGCAAGGGAUUCGGUAGCAGCACGGGGCUCGUCAUUCAUGACCGAACUCACACUGGAGAGUGUGGGAAAUGCUUUAGUCAGAGUUCAAAUUUUCAGUGCCAUCAGAGAGUCCCCACUGGAAAACCCUACAAAUGGGAAGAGUGCGGUGAGGGCUUCGGCUGGAGUGUUAACCUCCGUGUCCAUCAGAGGGUUCACAGGGGUGAGAAACCCUAUAAGUGUGAAGAGUGUGGAAGAGGCUUUACUCAGGCCGCACACUUUCACAUUCAUCAGAGAGUCCACACUGGGGAGAAGCCCUACAAAUACUUGUGUGGUAAGGGCUUCAGUCACAAUUCGCCAUUAACAUGCCACCGGAGAGUCCACACUGGAGAGAAACCCUACAGAUGUGAGGCGUGUGGGAAAGGCUUUACCCGGAAUACAGAUCUCCAUAUCCAUUUCCGAGUCCACACGGGAGAGAAGCCCUACAAAUGUGAGGAGUGUGGGAAGGGCUUCAGUCAGGCCUCCAAUCUCCAAGUCCAUCAGAAUGUCCACACCGGGCAGAAGCGAUUCAAAUGUGAAACGUGUGGGAAGGGCUUUAGUCAGUCCUCAAAGCUUCAAACCCACCAGAGAGUCCACACUGGGGAAAAACCAUACAGAUGUGGUGUGUGUGGGAAGGACUUCAGUUACAGUUCAAACCUGAAACUGCACCAGGUAAUCCACACUGGAGAAAAGCCGUAUCAAUGUGAGGAGUGUGGGAAGGGCUUCAGUUGGAGAUCAAACCUCCACGCUCACAGAGUCCACUCGGGAGAGAAGCCCUACAAAUGUGAGGAGUGUGCGAAGAGCUUCAGUCAGGCCACAGAUUUCCGGGCACACCAGCGAGUGCAUACUGGAGAGAAGCCGUACGCGUGUGGUGUGUGUGGCAAGGGCUUCAGUCAGUCCUCUGGGCUUCAGUCUCACCAGAGGGUCCACACUGGGGAGAAGCCAUACAAAUGUGACGUGUGUGGGAAGGGCUUUCGGUACAGCUCGCAGUCUAUACACCACCAGAGAGGCCACACUGGAGAAAAACCCUACAAAUGUGAGGAGUGUGUUGGUAGGAGCUUGAAUCUUCGCCAUCAUCAAAGGGUCCACACAGGAGAGAAACCCCACAAGUGUGAGGAGUGUGGGAAGGCCUUCAGUCUCCCCUCCAGUCUGCGAGUCCAUGUAAGUGUCCACACUAGGGAGAAACUCUUUACGUGUGAGGAGUGCGGUAGGGGCUUCAGUCAGAGUGCACGUCUUCAAGCCCAUCAAAGGCUCCACGCCGGAGAAAAACCGCACAGAUGUGAUACAUGUGGGAAGGCCUUCAGCCACCGCUCACGCCUUACGUACCACCAGAAAGUCCACACUUUCUGGCUAAAAGCUUUAGCAGUGAGAAAUGUGCUACUUGUGAGAGUGCACAUCUUCAUUUCUUUCUGGAGUCCAUGUGGCAAUCAACCCUGUACACCUGUUAACAGUGAAGGAAAUUCUGCAGACUCAGAAUUUCCCUAGUCAUUGAAGUGGUGACACGGAACCAGAGAAACAGGAAUAGAACUCUUACUUGAGAGAGGAGUAGAAAUUGGCCCUCUUGGUAAGAUUCAGUUAAUAGAAAUUGUAUUUCAAUGUGAAUAAUUCCUAAAGAUAGUAUGUGAAAGGAUGUUUUCCAUACACUGACUAAUUGGGUUUUUUUUUUUUUUAGUUUAUUUUGGUUAGGGAGAGUUGCAUUAUUUGUCCACUAAUUUUCCUUUUAUGUUUAGAGCAAUCAAUAUUUUUACUAAAUCUGGAAAGCUAUGAAAAAUGAAUAAAAUUGCUGACUAAAAAUUCAUGUAGCUAAGGACUCAUAAUAUUGUUUCAUAUUGCAUGUAAGGUUAAAAAUUAAGGGAUAGAUUCCACAGAGAUGAAUCUUUGAAUUUCAGAAGUAAAUAGGAGGCCAGCACAGUAGCACAGUAGGUUAAUCCUCCACCUGUGGUGCUGGCUUCCCAUAUGGGCACCGUUUCUAGUCCUGGCUGCUCCUCUUCCGAUCCAGGUCUCUGCUAUGGCCUGGGAAAGCAGUAUAAGAUGGCUCACGUCCUUGGUCCUCAGCACCCACAUGGGAGACUGGGAAAAAGCACCUGGCUCCUGGCUUAAAGGGAUUGGCACAGCUCUGGCCAUUGUGGCCAUUUGGGGAGUGAAACAAUGGAAGGAAGACCUCUCUGUCUCUCUGUAACUCUACCUCUCAAAUAAAUGAAUGAAAUCUUAAAAAUAAAAAGUAAGUAUAUUUAUGUAAUAUAAAGUAUGUCCAUUGCAUCAUUGUUUAAUGGCAAGUGUAGAAAUAACCAGAUUGCCAAAGUAUUUGAUGGUUUGCUAACACUGGAAUGCCAUGGAAACAUCACAUGGGAGAAGGUAAAUUUGUAGGAAUUGAGGUUGGAAGAUGUCAAGAAUAUAUUGACUUUAAGUCAGC